This is a messenger RNA of Seminavis robusta, 3758 nucleotides long. Lineage: Eukaryota; Bacillariophyta; Bacillariophyceae; Naviculales; Naviculaceae. The record is from the annotation of a GenBank genome assembly.
CUUGGAUCCAGAAAGGAAGAACACCCAAAAAAAUGAGGCUGGAACCUCCUGUAUCAAUCCUUGCGGACGGCGAAGUGAAGGGACCAACAGUGGAAGCCAAAACUUGAAAGAUAAGCUUCUUGGAACACAAAAAGGAAGAAGUUGGAUCUUCAUAGCUUCACAGCUCACAGUGCCAAGCAAUAUACUAUCUUCUGUCUGGCAGCUAUAUCUGAGGUCACAGCAGGAGAUCAGUUUUCACUGUUUCUCGGUUUGAUUAUCUCCUACUUGAUACCCUCACCAUGGCGAGCCGCAAUUCUGACCUGGACCCCCUUCUUCAGGGCGGUGUCAGAUCCAGGUCUGCGCCGGUCUAUGGCUCGGCCCUGAAAAAUGAGCAGGAUGAAGAAAGUCAAACCAAAAAGUUCAAAAUGCUUUCUACCGGAGAUAAUCGAGAUUCGACAGCCUCGGUAGACAGUGCUGCACAAACCAAAGGAAAAGCGGCGGGUGCCAGCAGGUUCAUCUAUUACAUCAUUUACGCCUUAGUAAACGUGAUCAUCUCUGCGCCUGGACUCUACGGCUAUGCUGCCGUCAUUUUCAAUCACCCCGUUUAUAACGAACACAUGAAUGCACUCUCCAAGUUGGUCAUUUUCAGUUCCCUCAUUCAUCAGCUCGGAUUCCUGCUGUUCUCCACUCUGGAUUUUGCCAUUGGAACGGUCCAAGAUGCGGGACUUAUUUUUCUCUCCGCCAUGGCCAACAAAAUUGCCGAUACCAUGCUCGAAGAUGGACGGUCCACCGAUGAAAUUUUGACCACCACCAUUGUGCUCCUAUCCGCGGGAACUGCACUCCUGGGAAUUUGUCUCAUUAUCGUGGGACGAUUCGGAUUGGCCGAUGCCGUUUCCUAUCUCCCCAUGCCCGUAGUGGGCGGAUACUUGGCUUAUAUCGGGUACUUUUGCUGUCAAGCGGGAGUGGCACUCUGUAUUUCAACACCCUUGAUCACCGUUUCGGACUGGGCUUAUUUGUUUGACCCCCACAAUUUACUAUUGGCCAUUCCAGGCCUGGGGGCCGGACUCAUUUUGACAUUGGCAUCUCGCAAAAUUAGCAAUGACGCGGCCUUGCCACUCAUCAUGGUGGCCAUUCCAGCGUCAUUCUACGUUUUGUUGUGGAUCACAGGAGAAUCGCUGGAAUCUGCUCGUGAAGCAGGAUGGGUGGGUCAAGUGGCACCACCGGUUCCCGUCUCGGAUCUUUUCAAAUUGAUCGACCUGGAACUCGUUCAUUGGUCUCUGGCGACAGAAAUUCUACCCACGUGGUGUGGAAUGGUCUUUGUGGUUUCAUUUGCUUCGUGCUUGGAUGUCGCUGCCAUUUCCAUCGAUAUGGGGGAGGCGCUCGACACUAACCAUGAAUUGGCAACUGUGGGAAUUUGUAACUUGAUGUCUGGAUUGACAAUGGGUUUCACCGGCUCGUACAUCUUCAGUCAAACAAUCUUCACCUACCGAACGGGUGUGCACUCUCGAUGGAUCGGAGCUCUGAUCAUGGUUGUUUUCUUCUACAUUGUUGUGUCCGAGGUGAACGUGCUGCAAAUCGCACCCUUGUUCUUCCUGGGUUCCACGCUCAUCUUUAUCGGAUAUGACUUGCUCUUUGAAUGGCUUUGGGAGAUCCGUCACCAGGUUUUCAUCACCGAGUACGGAAUUGUCAUUCUCACCUUCCUAGCCAUUCAAGUUGUUGGAAUUGACGGAGGAAUCGUUGUGGGCGUCCUUGUCGCUGUAGUGGAUCAUGUUGUGCUCACGGCGACAUCAACGACAAUCACCAAGGUUCACAAGAGGUCUAGAGCAAUCUGGAGUCCGGAAGAAAACAAGAUUCUUCAUAACCACGCUUACAAUAUCAACAACUGUCAAAACAUUGUGACGCUCGAAUUGACGGGAACCAUCUUCUUUGGAUCAGCGCUGCAGAGUCUGAACCGGAUUGUUGAUGAAACAUACCUGAACCAGGACACACCUGCACCUGGCCCUGCUGCAGAUGUCAUGCACAGCCCCCGAACUCCUCACGCUCCGGCGCUUUCAGGCAUGACCCGUCGGACUACCCAGCAACAGGACAGAGUUUCGAUUUCAUCACCAAGACGAUCGCAAAAGGGCGGUAGCAUGGUGAUCGCACAGCCGGCGGGAAGGCCUCCAAAAUACCUUGUUCUGGACCUGCUUUACGUUACCCACCUGGAUGCAUCUGCCACCCGGGGUUGCUUCCUGCAGUUGGUGAAAAUAGCUGCGAAGCAAGGCAUCGUCGUAUGUGCGUCCGGAGUCACACCUCGGAUCGAAUGGAUGUUUCGAACACAUGGAGUUGCGUACCCGAGCACCGAGGAGUCGGCGGCAGUGAAAGCUCGCCUCUGCAGCCGCAAUCCUGGCAAAAGCAAACCAAAGGUCGAAAAUGCACUGCUUUUCGUGUCCGUUCAGGAUGCAUUGGAGUUCUGCGAGAAUGCCCUACUGCAUGAAUACAAGGCACAACGUCAUAUGCCUAUGCCUAUAAUCCCCAACCUAGUUGGUCCGGUGCAGCAGUCUUUCACGAGUGUGCUGGGCAAGAUUUUGGGUGCAUCCGAAGACGAAAAGCAAGCUUUGAGUCGGCUGGAGGAUGAACGAUAUCACGAGGAGAGAGUUCUGAAGUCGGGAGAAAUCCUCUUUCAAUUGAAUGAGCACUCUGAUGCCUUUUAUGUUGUGUUGCAAGGCUGCGUCGCAAACAACUCUGGCACUGAUAGAGCUGUGGGUCGCCUCAAGCAGAAGGUCUUUUCAGGUGCUGGGCGUGUUGGAUCAAAGUCAAACCUUCUUGACCCGGUGUUCUUGGCUGAACAAGAAAAGGCAGGCACGAGCGAUGUUGCAGCAAGCCUCUGGUACGUUGGGUCAGUGGUGGGUUUUCUGGACUUCUUGCUUAACAGGCCAAGAUUGUUUCGCUUGGUAGCUACCGGAGACAACACUAUGGUUGCGAAGGUUUCUCAAUCGAACAUGAAUCUCAUGAAAGCAGAGGAUCCCGAACUUCACGCAUUGGUAACGAGGGUUCUACUCAAUGCUGCCGCCUCCGAUUUGGCGAAUUCAACCUACAAUGAUGAAUAGCUCCAUGUUCGUGUUAGUGCACAUGUGAAUAGUGUUAAAAUUAUGAUGCAACAUGGUGAAGUUUUAUGUGGCUGCGAUAUUUUGACGAAAGAAAGUAAAGAGCUUCUGUCCUGCAACAGGACCGGCAACUUUGCGCAGCUCAUCCCGGGACAUGGCGCCGAGCUCCGCGAGAGAGUCGCAGUUUUCAAUGAUCUUUCGUGCAAUUGCAACAUUUACGCCAGGCAAACGCAUCAACAUCGUCCUGGCAAUUUCGUUUACUUCGUCGUCUUCACCUGCUUCCUCGCAAAAAGCUUCCAGAGACUCGCUGCGGCCAGCUUCCAUCGCCUUUUCCACGUUCACUUCCUCGUGGUUUGAUUUGAGUUCCUUGAAUAUGUCCAGAGUGUGGUGGGGGCUCCGAGACCACAAGAUGCGUAGCUUUGGAAACUUUCUCGUCAACAGGACCAUCUUUGAACAUAUAGAGUCCAUUUUGAUUUCCACUCCCAUCUCGUUCGAGUUCUGCAAACAGAACGACUUCUUCCCGUCAAAUUCGAUGAGAAGACAGGGGCAUUUGUAGUACUUGCACAUGGCUUGCACCUGAUCGUGAAGGCGGCCACUGGCGAACGAACCAAACAAGUCACUAAUACCCUUGCGUUCUACGCAGUGGACACUGCUAAGGACGAAGUCCCCCACCGUAAGUGUCACUUUUUGCCA